Danio rerio (zebrafish) is the source of this 844-nucleotide messenger RNA. NCBI's taxonomy places the organism in Eukaryota, Metazoa, Chordata, Actinopteri, Cypriniformes, Danionidae. The record is from RefSeq and is a predicted model, not a curated record.
UCCUACCAUCACACACACUUAUAUUAACUAGGACUCGAUUACAGAAAAGCUUUAAAGCCAGAAUGCAGUUAAUUGAUGUGGAUCUGAAGGAACACACAGAGACGACAAAUAAUGAAGCCAAACGUCUCUCGCACUCCAUUGAGGAGAUACUGAAAAAACCUUCAGUGCUGAAAGACAAAUCAGAAAGCAAGUCGGGGCGUGGCUCCGGUCAUCGCCGGAUUCGGACCACCUUCACUGUAACUCAACUGCAGGAGCUGGAGAGAGUUUUUCAGGACACACACUAUCCAGACGUCCAGACCCGAGACCUUCUCGCCUGCCGCACACAGCUCACUGAAGCACGAGUGCAGAUCUGGUUCCAGAACCGCAGAGCGAAGUGGAGACGCAGUGAAGCUAAAGCCACUCACAGACCUUUAACAAUGACGACAGACCAGAAACACACUCCACACACACACACUGCUCCACUCUGUCUGCCGUAUUUGGGUUUUGCACAGAAGCUCUGGCUGCCGAACUCCAUCUGUCCAGCCUUCAGUUCUCCUUCAUUAACAGCAGCACAACAUUCACAUUUCUGACCGCUCAAAAACAGACACUUUCAGGCACAGUCUUGGGAAGAUACGUAUUUCUGCAUCUCUGCUGUGCUUCUGCAUCAUAACAUGUGUAAAUAAGCAUGCCUCUAUAAUGCAUUUUGUAUAUAAAAACUCCUUUAUUUUUUAUUUUAAAAACAAAAUCACAGUUGUAAACUAAUUUCCUUUAUGCUUCCAGUGUCAGGUUUACGUAAAUUAUACAAUAGUAUUUGGAUGCAGCCUUUAUGAUGCAAGCUGAGAUUGCAUCACUCAGCGAUGCAAUG